Messenger RNA from Euleptes europaea (tarantolino), 1961 nucleotides. RefSeq names its product myotubularin 1 (gene MTM1). The record is from RefSeq and is a predicted model, not a curated record. Lineage: Eukaryota; Metazoa; Chordata; Lepidosauria; Squamata; Sphaerodactylidae. Gene Ontology annotation, molecular function: phosphatidylinositol-3,5-bisphosphate 3-phosphatase activity. The transcript has 13 exons. Gene Ontology annotation, cellular component: plasma membrane. The coding region runs from base 57 to 1742 and encodes 561 amino acids. Gene Ontology annotation, biological process: muscle cell cellular homeostasis; dephosphorylation; mitochondrion distribution.
UGAAAGAUGGGACUAACUGGGAACACAAUGAAGAGAUACCUCGUAUACCAGGAGAAAUGAGAAUCACAGAUAAGGAAGUUAUUUACAUGUGUCCGUUUAAUGGCCCCGUUAAAGGAAGAGUGUACAUAACAAACUACAGAAUGUACUUAAGAAGUGUGGAAUCCGAUCCUGUUGUGGUGUUAGAUGUUCCUCUGGGUGUAAUUUCAAGGAUUGAGAAAAUGGGAGGAGCUUCAAGUAGGGGAGAAAACUCAUAUGGAUUAGAUAUUACUUGUAAGGACAUGAGAAAUUUGCGCUUUGCUUUGAAACAAGAAGGUCACAGCAGGAGAGAUAUAUUUGAAGUCUUGACCAAAUACGCUUUUCCACAGUCGCAGAACUUGCAAUUUUUUGCAUUUCUGAACGAAGAGAAGUUUCCUGAAAAUGGUUGGCUGGUUUACAAUCCCAUGGUUGAAUACAGGAGACAGGGUCUGCCCAAUGGUCAGUGGAGGGUAACGUUUCUCAACGAGCAUUAUGCACUGUGUGACACAUAUCCUUCCCUUUUGGUGGUGCCGUAUAAUGCUACAGAUGAGGAUCUCAAGAAAGUUUCUGCUUUUAGAUCCCGAUGUAGAAUACCAGUUUUGUCGUGGAUACAUCCAGAGAACCAGGCAGUUAUCACACGUUCCAGCCAACCGCUUGUUGGCAUGAGUGGCAAAAGAAACAAAGAUGAUGAACGGUAUCUGGAAAUCAUAAGGGAAACUAAUGGCCAGAUCUCAAAACUGACUAUCUAUGAUGCAAGGCCUAGUGUAAAUGCUGUAGCCAAUAAGGCAACUGGUGGGGGAUAUGAAAGCGACGAUGCAUAUUCCAAUGCAGAGCUGAUCUUCCUCGAUAUCCACAAUAUUCAUGUCAUGCGGGAAUCCUUAAAAAAGUUGAAGGACAUUGUUUACCCUCAUGUAGAAGAAUCGCAUUGGCUGUCCAGUCUGGAGUCCACACACUGGCUUGAGCAUAUCAAGCUGGUUUUGACAGGUGCCAUUCAAGUAGCAGACAAAGUGUCCUCUGGAAAGAGCUCCGUCUUGGUGCACUGCAGCGAUGGUUGGGACCGAACCGCCCAGCUGACCUCUCUGGCUAUGUUGAUGUUGGACAGUUACUACAGGACAAUUGUGGGCUUCGAAGUCUUGGUGCAAAAGGAAUGGAUAAGCUUCGGACACAAGUUUGCAUCGAGAAUUGGCCAUGGAGACAAAAAUCAUGCUGAUGCUGACAGAUCACCCAUUUUCCUCCAGUUUAUUGACUGUGUGUGGCAGAUGUCUAAGCAAUUUCCUACAGCUUUUGAAUUCAAUGAGCAAUUUUUGAUUACUAUUCUGGAUCACUUGUACAGCUGCCGCUUUGGUACAUUCUUGUAUAGCUGUGAUUCUGUAAGAGAAAGAGAGAAGUUGAGUGAGAAAACUGUGUCUCUGUGGUCACUGAUCAACAGUGCAAAAUCGAAGUAUAUUAAUCCCUUUUAUACUAAAGAAUUGAAUCGCGCUCUUUAUCCAGUUGCAAGUAUGCGCCACUUGGAGCUCUGGGUCAAUUAUUACAUCCGAUGGAAUCCGAGGAUUAGACAGCAACAGCAGAAUCCUGUGGAACAGCGUUACAUGGAGCUACUAGCACUGCGUGAUGAUUACAUGAGGCGGCUAGAAGAACUGCAAAUAACAAACAAUCCAAAAAUUUCCAAUUCGUCUUCCUCGUCCUCUUCCUCGCAGAUGAUGUCCCAUGUGCAAACUCACUUUUGAGGGAGAAUGGUUGGCUUUUCUUGGAAAUUUGUCAUCAUAAGUGGUGCUUAUUCUGCUGUAAUGGACAAGAGAAUACAUCGAUGCCUUAUGUAUAGCUUCUUCCUGAACUCUUUGUCCCUAUAAGAGAGGGUUUGUAGAAAAGUGGGCUUUUCAAAUGGAUUUAUGUGCCUUUCAAAACCUAUGGCCUGGGAACGUUGUUAUCUAACUAGCAGUCAGAAU